GCGAUGUGUGACUGCUUCUGCGGGUUACGGCUGCUCUAAAACGGCGAAUUUAGACCAGACCAGGCUUGAAGAUGCAUUAAGACGGCUUUCCCAUCAAAAUAAAUUAGAAACAUGCAGGUGUCGGACUCCAUGCCAGCCCACAUAUGUACUUCAUCCUGAAUGCUGGUCCAGGAGGUACACACCGCAGCAUGUUAUUGUGAGGAGAGAACAUAUUAGGGCAGGAUGCAGUCUUCAAACCACCGACUGCGAGAUAUGGAGCAGCACCACCCGCUGCUGUCGGCAGGUUCAGAUGUUGAGACGGGAAGCCUGGCAACCGGAGUGAUGGUUGGUCCCCACACUGGCCACACAGGGGGGAACCGCACCAUGUGGUUCAUUCAGGACAGCUGUGGGAUGGUGUGUGCAGGCAUAACCUGGUUCCUGGUGCUGUACGCUGAAUUCGUGGUGAACUUUGUCAUGCUGCUGCCGAGCAAGAACUUCUGGUACUCGCUGCUGAACGGGGCCACCUUCAACUCCCUGGCUGUACUCGCAUUGGCCUCACAUAUGCGCACCAUGCUGACUGACCCGGGUGCGGUUCCUAAGGGUAACGCAACCAAAGAGUACAUGGAGAGCUUACAGCUGAAGCCUGGUGAGGUCAUCUACAAGUGCCCAAAGUGCUGCAGCAUCAAGCCUGAGAGGGCACACCACUGCAGUAUUUGUAAAAGAUGUAUCCGGAAGAUGGAUCACCACUGUCCCUGGGUCAAUAACUGCGUGGGAGAAAAGAAUCAGAGAUUCUUUGUACUUUUCACUAUGUACAUAGCUUUGAUUUCUGCCCAUGCCCUGGGCCUCAGUGGUAUGCACUUCUUCACCUGUAUUAAAGUCCAGUGGAACGAGUGCAGUGACUUCUCUCCAGGGGUGUCUGUGCUGCUGCUGAUCUUCCUCUGUCUCGAAGCCAUCCUCUUCCUCACUUUCACAGCUGUAAUGUUUGGUACUCAGCUCCACUCCAUCUGCAAUGACGAGACGGAGAUUGAACGUCUUAAAAAUGAGAAGCCGACAUGGGAGCGCCGCAUGAGAUGGGAUGGAAUGAGAGCUGUAUUUGGGGGUUCGCCCUCGCUGCUGUGGUGCAAUCCAUUCACAGGCCUGCGUCUGCGGCGCCUGUUGCUGUUGACCCAAGGUCGCCGCGGCGGGUCUGAGUUCUCAGUCUGAGAGCAGGGUGGAGUGAUGCAGCUCACCAACACUUGACCGUCUCCAAAAGCAAGAUCUCUUGUAUAUCCUCCUCGGAUGGGGCAAGGACGGACCUCUGCUCCCUGAGGCCGUGCUUCAAGUGUGGGUGACGGGGAGUUGGGCUGCUCCAGUGGGACCCCAGUCAACCACCACUGAAAGUUUGUAUUCUCACAAGCUGAUGUAGACCCAAGUCCUUUGGUCUGCACAAGUAUUCUGACCAACUGGAUUAUUGUUUCUAACAAGAGCAGAUGUUUUGGUUUGUUUGUGUGUUUUUAGGUAAAGCAUGCAGUUCUCUAACUCAAGUGAGUCUUUUAUUCCUUGGGAGACGUCCAAGGUGCUGUUUGAACUCAACUCAUGCACCCUAAGUACACAGCUCCAGCAGUUUGUUUUCCUUUGCUGCGCACAUAAGAUUCGAGACUACUGUUUGAAUCAGCAACAUAUCUUUCAUCUUCACUGGACCCAGACAAGUGGAUAUAAAUGUGGGGAAAUGCUUGAAUCGCGUUGCGUUGGACCCAGACAAAGGAAUAACAGUCAAGGACAUACACUACUUACAUAGCACUUGAGAGAGCGUCUGGAUAUGGAGCACAGUGCUGCCUUGAUUUGCAUGUGUAACAGCUCAAUCAGUCAGCAACUCAGCCAGGAAAUGAGGCUUUCAUUAUCUUCAAAUGAAUGAACAGGCUACUGUGAACACAAGCCUCAUUCUUAUUCAAGAGGACAGAGUGGUGUUUCUUGUCUGUUCAUCUUCUUUGUCGUGAUUUCCUUCUUUAGGUUGGAAUUGUUGAUUCUUUAGCUUACUCAGGCCAGUAGAAAUGGAUUGUCCUUUUUUUAAAAUAACUGCUGAAGCUUCUAUACCUUUCGUCGCAGAGAUGACAACUGUUGUACCGAAACUUCAUUUAGAUUUAAAAAAAAACUGCCCAAAAAAAACAGUUUUGUAUUAGUUGUACGUAUGUGUCCAUAAAUUCGCCAUCCCACCACUCCUACAUGCUGCUCCACGUCUCGUUCUCUACAAAUGAUCAGUGACCCC
Molecule: messenger RNA, 2224 nt
Organism: Anoplopoma fimbria (sablefish)
Lineage: Eukaryota; Metazoa; Chordata; Actinopteri; Perciformes; Anoplopomatidae
Gene: zdhhc7
Product: zinc finger DHHC-type palmitoyltransferase 7
Exons: 8
Coding region: 223-1182 (319 amino acids)
Biological process (GO): peptidyl-L-cysteine S-palmitoylation; protein targeting to membrane
Cellular component (GO): endoplasmic reticulum; Golgi apparatus
Molecular function (GO): protein-cysteine S-palmitoyltransferase activity
Source: RefSeq, a predicted model, not a curated record